This is a messenger RNA of Prunus persica (peach), 2071 nucleotides long. RefSeq names its product heat stress transcription factor A-4c. Gene Ontology annotation, biological process: regulation of transcription by RNA polymerase II. Bases 727 to 1950 code for a protein of 407 amino acids. Gene Ontology annotation, cellular component: nucleus. Lineage: Eukaryota; Viridiplantae; Streptophyta; Magnoliopsida; Rosales; Rosaceae. The transcript has 3 exons. Gene Ontology annotation, molecular function: DNA-binding transcription factor activity; RNA polymerase II cis-regulatory region sequence-specific DNA binding. The record is from RefSeq and is a predicted model, not a curated record.
CGAGAACCAGGAUCCCAAAAUAUUCGAAAAUUCAGAAGCGAAAAACGAAUCGUUUUGGGGUUUCGGGGUCUCGGGGUCGUCGACUGGUGACCUUUGCUUGCGAAGCCAAUCAGCCGUCUCUUCUCUGCAACUUCUCUAGUUCCUGUCCCUUUCUAUUCUUAUCAAUUUCUUGUUGCUUUUGCUCCAAGCUUUCUGUUUCUCUCUCUCUCUCUCUGUUCUUUUUUUCUUCUUUGAUUUUCAAAAUUUCUGACUUUGAAAUGGGAACUGAAUUGUAGUCUGUGGAACUGUUGCAACCAGCAAACGACUCGUCAAAAAUGCGACUUUGGUUUCUCGAACUUCUCCAACUAAAAACAAAUAUGUGGUUUUUUUGGGGUAUAAUAUUGCGGUAACCGCCAAUUAUUGUGUGUCUAGGACUUCGAUUAUUACGGUGGAAAAUCAAUGGGUUUUCAAUUGGGUUCCCCUAAUUCCUUGGAAAGGUAAGGCCUUCACAGGUGGGAAUUCAAAGGCUUUUCAAGCGGGAUCUUGGGUUCCCUAAUUCCUUGCAAAGUUUCGGUUUUUGGGUUGAAAGAGUGGAAAUUUGAGGUUUCUGGAUUGAAUUCUUGGUCCUGCAUAUACAGGAGAGCUUGAAGGAGUUAAUUUGCCUGUGAUUUUGGAGUUUUGAGAAGUGGUUGAUGAUUUAAUACUGGGUUUCGAAUUUGGGUUGGUGAUUUUGGGGGAUUGAUUAGGAUGGAUGAAGUUCAAGGUGGCGCCAGCUCGUUGCCGCCUUUCCUUUCCAAGACCUAUGAUAUGGUGGAUGAUGCUUCAACCGAUUCAAUUGUGUCUUGGAGUGCCAGUAAUAAGAGCUUUAUUGUUUGGAACCCGCCGGAGUUUGCCAGAGAUUUGCUGCCAAAGUUCUUCAAGCACAACAACUUCUCUAGCUUCAUCAGGCAGCUCAAUACAUACGGUUUCAGAAAAAUUGAUCCGGAACAAUGGGAAUUUGCCAAUGACGAUUUUAUCAGAGGUCAGCCACACCUUAUGAAGAAUAUCCAUAGACGAAAGCCGGUUCAUAGUCACUCUUUGCAGAAUCUCCAAGUCCAGGGGAAUGGGACUUCCUUAUCCGAAUCUGAAAGGCAGAGUAUGAAGGAUGAAAUCGAGAGGCUUAAACAUGAGAAAGAACGCCUUGGUGUGGAGUUACAGCGGCAUGAGCAGGAGCGGCAGGGAUUGGAGUUGCAAAUCCAGUUCUUGAAGGAACGUUUGCAACACAUGGAAAGGCAGCAGCAAACCAUGGCCGGUUUCGUGGCCCGGGUUUUGCAGAAACCGGGGAUUGCCUCCAAUCCUGUUCCGCAAUUGGAAAUCCAUGGGCGAAAGAGAAGGUUGCCAAGAAUCGGUUGGUCUUAUGAUGAAGCGAGCAAUGGAAAUAAUCAGGUGGCAAGUUCACAAGCUGGUAUUAGAGAAAAUGCGGAUAUGGAAAAGUUGGAGCAGUUGGAGUCAUUCCUAACAUUUUGGGAAGAUACCAUUUUUGAUGUUGGAGAGACUCAUAUUCAGGUUGUUUCAAACGUGGAGUUGGAUGAGUCUACAAGUUGUGUCGAAAGCGCAGUUAUAUCUUCAAUACAACUUAAUGUUGACGCUCAGCCUAAAUCCCCGGGAAUUGACAUGAAUUCUGAACCUGAUGUAGUUGUUGCUCCUGAGCCUGCUGCAGCUGUACCUCCUGAGCCUACUUCCUCAAAAGAACAAACAUCUGGAAUCACUGCUUCCGCGCCAACUGGCGUGAAUGACGUAUUCUGGGAACACUUCUUGACUGAGAAUCCUGGUUCAGUGGAAGCUCAGGAAGUUCAGUUGGAAAAAAGGGAUUCUGAUGGUAGAAAGAACGAAAGCAAACCUGCUGAUCAUGGCAAGUUGUGGUGGAAUAUGAGGAAUGUAAAUAACCUUACAGAACAAAUGGGGCAUCUUACUCCAGUAGAGAAAACGUGAUACUAGUUAUUUUAUUUGGGAUUUUGAUGCCCAGUGGCUCACAUGUUACAUGCUCUUUGGCAUAAAUGUUUUGUUCUGGUUAUAAAUAGAUCUUCUAUGUUUGAGUUCAUCUUUCCCUUGA